AUGCUCGCGGGUGGCGGGUGGUUCAAGAAGGUCACCGGGGGCAGGCCAGUGCGCGCGGUGGUCAGCCCCCUGACCAGGUGCCUCAACACGGCUACCAACGUGCUCAAGGGUCUGCCCAUCAACGCGACCAACGUUGAGGAGCUGUGCCGCGAGACGCUGGGGGAGGACACCUGCGACGCGCGGCGCAGCGUCAGCGAUCCGCCAGCCGGGGGCGGCGGGGCCGCAGACGCCCCAGCCGGCAAGAAGUCGCCGCAGCCGCCCUGCAAGUUCGACAAGGGCCUGCGCAGCAAGUUCCCCGGAUUCAAGUUCAAGGUGUACGACCCCCUGGAUGAGCAGGGGCGGGGCUUUGGGCUGCUGGGGGACGAGGAUCAGCUGUGGACAAAGGGCAGCCGCGAGAUACAGCAGCACCAGGUCAAGAGGGCGAAGCGCUUCCUCGACAUCCUCUGGGCCAACACCCCCGAGAAGGUUGUCGUCAUUGUUACCCACAGCGGUUUUGCCCGCUCCCUGCUGCUGGCCGUCGAGAGGGAGCCCUACCGCCCCGCCAACGCGGAGCUCGUCCCCGUCAUCGUCGACCGCAACAUCGGCCGCGAUGACGUCACGAGCCACGACGAUGACGUCAUCGCCGCGAGCCGGCGGUGA
Molecule: messenger RNA, 639 nt
Organism: Monoraphidium neglectum
Lineage: Eukaryota; Viridiplantae; Chlorophyta; Chlorophyceae; Sphaeropleales; Selenastraceae
Exons: 6
Coding region: 1-639 (212 amino acids)
Cellular component (GO): cytoplasm
Molecular function (GO): phosphatase activity
Source: RefSeq, a predicted model, not a curated record